Messenger RNA from Saccoglossus kowalevskii, 1529 nucleotides. RefSeq names its product tubulin alpha-1 chain-like. Gene Ontology annotation, molecular function: structural constituent of cytoskeleton; GTP binding. The record is from RefSeq and is a predicted model, not a curated record. Gene Ontology annotation, cellular component: microtubule. NCBI's taxonomy places the organism in Eukaryota, Metazoa, Hemichordata, Enteropneusta, Harrimaniidae. Gene Ontology annotation, biological process: microtubule-based process.
GUACAAUGAAUAUAUAUAAAACGAACACAUGAUCACAUUUUCUUUAUUUCCACGGUGUCUAUUGUACGUUACGUUGUGGAGUUGUAGUCGCGUUUUGGAUUCAGCUUGAAAAUGCGUGAAUGUAUAUCAAUGCAUCUUGGCCAGGCGGGUGUGCAGAUGGGGAAUGCAUGCUGGGAGCUGUACUGCUUAGAACAUGGUAUUCAACCAGAUGGGCAGAUGCCAAGUGAUAAAACUGUUGGAGGUGGUGAUGAUUCCUUCAACACAUUUUUCAGCGAGACUGGGGGUGGCAAGCACGUGCCACGUGCCAUCUUUGUGGACUUGGAACCAAGCGUAGUAGACGAGGUACGCACUGGUACCUACCGCCAACUAUUCCACCCCGAACAGCUCAUCACCGGUAAAGAAGAUGCCGCUAACAACUACGCACGUGGUCACUACACAAUUGGUAAAGAACUGAUUGAGUUGGUCCUAGACAGAGUCCGUAAACUUGCCGAUCAAUGUACCGGUCUACAGGGAUUUCUCAUCUUCCACAGCUUCGGUGGUGGCACUGGUUCCGGUUUCACAUCGCUGUUGAUGGAACGUCUGUCCGUGGAUUAUGGCAAGAAAUCGAAAUUAGAGUUUGCCAUCUACCCUGCUCCACAGAUCGCUACUGCUGUCGUAGAGCCUUACAACUCUAUUCUAACUACCCACACGACACUGGAGCACUCUGACUGCGCCUUUAUGGUUGACAACGAAGCAAUCUACGAUAUUUGUCGUCGCAAUCUUGACAUUGAACGUCCAUCGUACACAAAUUUGAAUCGCCUUAUUGGCCAAAUCGUCUCUUCCAUUACGGCUUCUCUUAGAUUCGAUGGUGCCCUCAACGUAGACUUGACGGAAUUUCAGACCAAUCUAGUUCCGUAUCCUCGUAUUCAUUUCCCAUUGGCUACCUAUGCUCCAGUGAUCUCUGCUGAAAAGGCCUACCAUGAGCAACUCUCGGUGUCCGAAGUGACCAAUUCCUGUUUCGAGCCUUCCAAUCAGAUGGUUAAAUGUGAUCCUCGCCACGGAAAGUAUAUGGCAUGCUGCAUGUUGUAUCGUGGCGAUGUUGUUCCAAAAGAUGUCAACGCUGCUAUUGCGGUUAUCAAAACCAAACGCACAAUACAGUUCGUCGAUUGGUGUCCAACUGGUUUUAAAGUGGGUAUCAACUACCAACCACCAACGGUCGUUCCAGGUGGCGACUUGGCCAAAGUACAGCGAGCUGUCUGCAUGUUAAGCAACACCACGGCCAUCGCGGAGGCAUGGGCCCGUCUUGACCACAAGUUCGAUUUAAUGUACGCCAAACGCGCUUUUGUCCACUGGUAUGUCGGUGAGGGUAUGGAGGAAGGGGAGUUCUCGGAAGCACGCGAAGACUUGGCUGCAUUGGAAAAAGACUACGAAGAAGUUGGCGUGGAUUCUGUCGACAAUGAAGAAGGCGAGGAAGAAGGCGAAGAAUAUUAAAAUUGUACAAAUUUAAAAUUGCCAACAAAUAAUUGUAAAUAAAUACAUUGAUAUAUAAA